AUGCUUAAAAACAAACCGAAAAUAUCCUGCGAAGCGCUCAAACAAAGAAAAAUGAAGCGUACACGCGAAGGAAGCUCACAAACAGACGAGGAUGUCUUCGAGGACGACAGCCAUGACUGCCCAAAAUGCAAGUCAACAAAUACUCGUCUCGCUGAAAUUGAUGACAAGCUUGAAAGACUAUUAAAGUUAACAGAGGAAUUUGAAACCUACAAGAGCCGAGUUAAAUCCCUCGAAGAUGAACAGAAAAACAUGCAAGAAAGCCUCGGAAGUUAGAUAACAUUGCUGAACAACAGAAGACAGUCAUCUAGAAAUUUUUAGCGGUUCUCAAAUAAUAGAAAAUUCUAGGCAAUAUUUGCUUCUCCGAACAGAUAUUUUACAGAAAACAGUGGUUAGGUGCCCCUGAGAAGAUCACUGAAGCUUCACUUCAACGCGUCCAACGUGAACUCGCCAAAUUGCAGCGCAGUCAUAUUAAAUUAGAGUGUCACAGCCCCAGAGGUAAUUUGAAAUUCUGUGGAAUAAAAGAACGCGAGCAUGAAUCGAACGAAGACACCAAAGAUUUAUUGUGA
Molecule: messenger RNA, 566 nt
Organism: Porites lobata
Lineage: Eukaryota; Metazoa; Cnidaria; Anthozoa; Scleractinia; Poritidae
Source: the annotation of a GenBank genome assembly